AUGGAAUUCAGUGAACCAUCAGAGAAUGCUGGACCCGAAUUCGACCAGACAUCCUACAGAGUGCAGAUAUUCCCCGAUUCCUGGCCACAACCCGGCUACCCAUUUGCUGUCAUCUCGUCGCAUUCAUCACCUGUCUCCAACGUCACCUAUUCUUUAUUCACACCGGACAAUGAAAAGUCGUUUGCUGUUGAUCCCAAUACCGGUGAGUUGUUCCUGACGUCAUCGGUACCACCAGGUGAUGAAUUUUGCACGCUGCUAGUGGCUAAAAACGCAGAAGGUCAACAGUCUGCCGUGCCAGUAGCCAUCAACACUGGUGGACCACGUCGAGACUGCAUCAACUUUGACACCACAUAUCUAUCACCUUCGGUAUACCAUGGACCUCAUCGAGGAUCAGUUGGUCAGUGGACAACGAUAGGGCCCACAACAAGCACUGAAACUGAGGGACCAGGUACCUUCACCGAUCCACCCGCCAACACACCUGAAACCCCGACAACGGCAAUUCGUAGAACAACACCGUCGACUGCUGGUGGGGGAAGCGAAGGACUCCCUACCCGUCCUCCAGUAUUUCCGCCAGGGUCACAAGUGGGAACGUCGACAGCCAUCACGGAGGAACCCAGCUCUUCAACUUUCAUAGAAACUUCGGAGACUGAGCCAACUGCCACAAGCAUGGGAAUAGUUGAAAGCACUACAGAAGAGGUCUCGAAGGAGACAAUUGCCGUAACAGAUACCUCUCCAGGAAUUCCCGAACCCACUCAACCAUUGCCAGUUUCCCCAGACGCAUCACCCAUGACUGUGACGCAGGUUGGAACAGCUGUGACAGAACCUACAGAGUUCGUAGUGACGAUAACUCCUGACUCUCAUCCGCCUGAACUUACAGCAGUACCAACAAAUGAAGAAAGCUUCCCCACUCCAGUGCCUUCUGUAAUCUCCACACCCUCCACAGAACUACCUGAAGUCUCGCCCACUUGGGAGGGUACCACGUCCAGCGAUAUUCCUAUAAUGGCCACUACUGAGGAAUAUAUCAUUGUGUCACCUGAUUCUUCACCAGAAACAUUUGGUCCCGUAACUGAUGAAGUUACAGAAUCCCCUGAGCCUGUUACCUCCACAGAAUCGACACACACAGAAUCGAAACGAACCAUAAAUCCCGAGGAAGGGACAAAUGAACCGCAGUGGCCGACAGUGCUGCCUCCAGUAUGGACGCCAGUAGGUGGCGGCGCUACGUUGGCUACCUACGAGACAACUCCUCGGCCGUCAAAAACCACCCUCGAUCCGUAUUACGGGAUGGCAUGCUCGAAGCGUGGCCAACCUAUUUGGGACCUCAUUUGUGAGCUAAGUAAAGCGACCAUCAGGAAACCUUGA
Messenger RNA from Cooperia oncophora, 1359 nucleotides. The record is from the annotation of a GenBank genome assembly. Lineage: Eukaryota; Metazoa; Nematoda; Chromadorea; Rhabditida; Trichostrongylidae.